AUGGCGCGAGCUGCGUCGAGCGCGUUCGUGGCGAGGGCGGUGAGGCGGAACCUGACGUCACUGGCGCGGAUAGAAGCGGGCGUGGAUGCUGUGUGCCGCGGGGUGCGGGAGGUGGAAGGCAGAUUGGUGGGCGAGUUCGCAGACAAGGGUAGCGCGGGUGGCGAGGAUGGCAAGGUGCUGGCAGCUGAAGCAGGAAGAACAGCAGGAGCAGGAUCAGGAUCAGGGGAAGGAGCAGGAGCAGGAGCAGGAGCAGGAGCAGGAGUAGGAGAAGGCGCAGGAGCAAAGCGUGGCACGUGGCCUGAGGCGUGCUGGCCGGUGCCGCACAUGCCCUUCUCCGAUGUCAAGGCCACCAGAGCGAGUAAGUUCCUCGUGUUUGCCCACUCUGACGAGCAGCUCUCCAGCACGCGCUCUCACCUCGCAGAGGCUGCCCGCUUCGCUCAAGCCACCAACCGCAUCCUCGUGCUGCCCAAGUGCAGUCGCAGCCGCCUCUCACUCGCCCGUGACCUGCCCCUAUGCGCCUACUUCGACCUCUCUCGCCUCGAUGCCCACUGGAUCUCGCCCGACCUCUUCCUGCUCCUCGCUAGAGCCGCUCUCAACCCCCCCUUUGCUGCUGCCGCACCUGGCACCAGCCCUUCCGUGGCCUUCGUGCAUCUGCAGAUGCAGCAACUAUGGCACAUGCCUUUUAGUCAAAGGUCUCUGGUGGACAUGCUGAGUGAGCUGAUGGUGUAUGGCAUGGGCCAUGCACCGUCAAGACGCAACACUCUUGACAUCGCCAUGCCGGUCAACAGCAGAGCAGUUUUCCACCAGUUGCAUAAGUGGCGGCACACAGAUGUGCUGGUGUGGGUGAAGAGCACCUUCGGUCUGGUGGACUUUAAACCUCCCACAGAAGCCAUCUCCUUCAACAUGUUUCCGUACAACCGAGCAUGGCAUGCCACGGCGCAUCGAGCCCUGGCUCGCCUGCCCCCCCGGUACAUUGCGGUGCACUACCGCUCCGAGUUCAUUGCCUUCAACUUGGGGCACAGGCUAGCAAAAGUCGGCUACAAAUUGGAAGCAGGUGUGCUGGAGGGGCUGAUGGCGGGGUGCAUGGAGGCGGCGCGCGACCUGAUCAACGGCAUGAAGCGCCGCCACAACAUCUCCGCCGUCUUUAUCGCCGCCGACGUGCCGUUUGACGGCAAGGCAGGCAGCGUGGUGCGGUCGGACUCGUGGAACGAGACCACGUGGAAGUUCCAAGGGGCGGAGAAAGAGAGGGCGCUGCAGGCCCCGCGGGAGAAGCUGCGGUGGCUGAGGGAGCAGGUGGCGGGCACAGUGAUGGUGGACGAGCUCAUGCCCGCCGUCAACAAGUACGACCCCGCAAAGUGCUCUCAGUUGCUCCUAUUUGCCAUGCCAACCCUCGCCCUUUCUUACACGCCUCUUCUUCUAUUGCGUUCUACCACUCACUUUCGUCCCCUCAUUCUUUCAACCCUCGCACAGGCAUAG
This is a messenger RNA of Closterium sp. Naga37s-1, 1476 nucleotides long. NCBI's taxonomy places the organism in Eukaryota, Viridiplantae, Streptophyta, Zygnematophyceae, Desmidiales, Closteriaceae. The record is from the annotation of a GenBank genome assembly.